Molecule: messenger RNA, 1500 nt
Organism: Fusarium vanettenii 77-13-4
Lineage: Eukaryota; Fungi; Ascomycota; Sordariomycetes; Hypocreales; Nectriaceae
Exons: 4
Coding region: 1-1500 (499 amino acids)
Molecular function (GO): oxidoreductase activity, acting on paired donors, with incorporation or reduction of molecular oxygen; iron ion binding; heme binding
Source: RefSeq, a predicted model, not a curated record
AUGCAGUUGACUCUGACUCUACUGCCCGUGGCUCUUGCCGCGGCAGUGGCCUACUUCAUCGCUUUCCAGGUGACAGUGUAUCGAAGGCGCCGCUCCCAUGGCUGCAAGCCGGCGCCCCAUGCCAUGGCAUGGGAUCCCAUCUUUGGGCUGAAGCACGCCACCGCGCUGCAUAAGGCCAUCCGCAACCACCGCAACCUGGAGUACUUCGACAAAAUGUUCAAGAGCUACGGCAACACUUUCGAAGUGGGUCUCCUGGGUAACCUCAUGCACGUCACCUGCGACCCGGAGAACAUCAAGGCCAUCUUGGCAACCAAGUUUGCCGACUGGGACAUGGGCCCCCGUCGUCGCUGGGCGACCUUCGAGUUCGUCGGCGUCGGCAUCUUCGCCGCCGACGGGCAGGACUGGGUGCACGCCCGCACCGCCGCCCGGCCUCAGCUCGCCCGGUCCUACUUCGCCGACACGGCCGUCUGGGAGAAGCACCUCCAGAUCUGGUUCGAGUCCCUGCGCGGCCAGAACCCCCCUGGCUCGCUCGUCGAGCUCCAGGAGUGGACGCAGCGCUUCAUGGUCGACGUCGGCACCGAGAUGCUGUCCGGGCGUCCGCUCGACGUGCUCACCGAGGAGCGUGCCCACGUCGGCCGCCGCUUCUUGUGGGCGCUCGACAGGGCUAACACUAUGAUCUCGGAGCGUCUCCGUGCCGGUAAGAUGUCCUUCCUUGUGCGCGAUGGCCAGCUCCAGGAGGCGCGUCGCGUGCUCCAUGAGGGCGUCGACCCCUUCGUUAUGGAGGCUAUUCGUGACCAUAAGGAGGGAUCUUACGUGGAGGAUGACAACAAGUACACUGUUCCCCGCGCUUUGGCUGCCGAGGGCGUGCCGCUGGAGCAGAUCCGUGAUCACGUUCUCAACCUGCUCCUGGCAGCGGUUGGCUCUGAGGCUUCCCUGAUUAGCACACUCUUCUUCGUCUUGGCCAGGUACCCUGAAGUGCAGGAGAAGCUCCGCCAGGAGAUGUCCAAUACACUGGAGGGAGACCGUAUGCCCACCUACGAUGACGUCAGGAACAUGAAGUACCUGAACUGGGUCAUCAAGGAGGUGCUUCGUGUGUAUCCUCCCGUUCCCCAGAACCUUCGCGUCGCCAAUAAGGACACCAUCCUUCCCGUGGGCGGUGGUCCGGACGGACGAUCUCCCGUCUUCAUCCCCAAAGGCCACGAGUGCUCUUUCUCGUCCUACUCGCUUCAUCGACGCGAAGACUUGUGGGGCAAGGAUUCCCUUGACUUCAGGCCUGAGCGUUGGGAGAAGGAGAGGCCGACGUGGAGCUACAUCCCGUUCAGUGGUGGUCCUCGCAUCUGUCUCGGCCAGCAACUUGCACUGGUCGGGGCUGGAUACGUCCUCCUUCGCUUUAUGCAGCAGUACCCGACGUUCAAGGGGCCUCAGCCAAUCCAAGAGUGGGAGGAGAAGCUUAACAUCACCUGCUUCGUCAACAACGGUGUGUGGGUAAACAUAGGCUGA